GGGCUAUAAGGAAGGUCCUCACCCAACAAGUAGUCACCAUAUUCCUGUCCGAGUCCUCCUGUGCAACAGAUUGUUCCUAGAUUUCCUAGUUCUCCAAACUGCAACCAUGAAAUUCUUCAUCGCCACCAUCGUAGUGAUCGCCCUCGCUCAAGAGACCUUUGCCCAAGAAGCUAUCAACUUGGAUGUAAUCAGCCAGAAAUUCGAGGAGCUCAAGACCAAAUUGGUUGACCUGCUCAACAACCAGGAUCUUGGCCAGCACACUCACGCCAUCCUAGAGGAGAGGAAGAACCAGAUUGAGCCCAUGAUAAAUAAGGCCCAGGAGCAGAUUAAAAACAUGAAGGAGCAAAUUGAGCCACUGAGCACAAACCUUCGCGCCCAGGUGCAGCCCAUGCUGCAGAUGUUCCAGGAGCAGAUGGAGGCCACCCUCAAGCUGCUGAGUGACCGGGCAAACGUUCUUACCAACUGAAAAAAUAAAACGUAACCAUCUUCUUCCAUGACUUCCUUUAGGACUCAAUGUGUUUCUGUACCUUUGUGACAAGGGAGAUUUCAUGCCCAAAAUCAAAGAAGUACAAUAAAUUCUUGAAACACA
Molecule: messenger RNA, 589 nt
Organism: Corythoichthys intestinalis (scribbled pipefish)
Lineage: Eukaryota; Metazoa; Chordata; Actinopteri; Syngnathiformes; Syngnathidae
Product: type-4 ice-structuring protein LS-12-like
Exons: 4
Coding region: 107-466 (119 amino acids)
Source: RefSeq, a predicted model, not a curated record